Cylicocyclus nassatus is the source of this 3828-nucleotide messenger RNA. The record is from the annotation of a GenBank genome assembly. NCBI's taxonomy places the organism in Eukaryota, Metazoa, Nematoda, Chromadorea, Rhabditida, Strongylidae.
AUGGAUUCUUUGAUGGAGCAAUCGGCAAGCGGACACGCCACGCCACCACCACAUACCCCCGCCAACCAAGAGGCGCUGAGCAAUUGGAAUUCACUUGAAGUGAGUGAUAGUCAAUUUGGUGAUAUUUUGACUUUUAUGGGGGAUGUGUUGGACAGCCAAAUUAGGCACCUCUCGCGCGUAAAGCGAGAUCAGAUAUUGAUUUCGUUGCGCGAGAGGUUGCAAGUUAGCCUCGGAGGGGAACUUGACCAUGCAGGUAGCUCGCACUCCGCUCUUUGUGAUAAAUUCCAAAUGAGCGUCGAGGAAUUGCUUGAGUAUAUACCCAUGGCCAGUUCCCACAGCCAAAUGGUAGUGAGGUUAGGGGCUAGGUUGGGGUGUGAGAUAGAUGAGGUAGAGGCCGUAGUUGAGGAUAAGGUCGCAACUAUAGCCGAUCUGGAAAACAGAUUGGCCGCCUCACAAUCUAAGAUUAGGCUAGAGGCUUUGAACAGUGCAAGGAGAGAGGAAGAUUUGCAGACGCAAAUAUUAGUAUUACAGGAACGUGUAAAGGAACUCUCCGGCCCCUCUCAGGAUUCACAAGCCACAGCUUCGGCAAGCCUAGUCGAGGGUGAGUGUGAACUUUCACAUUCUGUUCGGGAAAAUUACCGAACAUUACAAAGUGUCAACAAUCGUGUUCAGGGAUCCCGCGUACGUCGAGAAGCGACCGCUGGGCCACACUGCGACCCACCCCGAGCCUCACCCAAGUCGUCGCGACCAUCGUCGGCCAUGUCCUCCCAAGGAUCAACGAUCAGUGAGUCCCUAUCGAUUAUUGAUAUGGGAUCUAGGGAUGGGAUAGGUGCUGGGAACCCGGUUAGGGACAUGUUUACUAUGUUUAAAGAAGUUUUUAAAGCACAAAGCGUGGCCAGCGUGCCACGAUACACGGGUAAAAAUUCCCUGAGUGAUUUCCUCCGGGCGCUGGAAGUGAAAUUCCCAGCAAGCGUGUGGCAGGACCGGGAUAGGAGGGAUAUCCUGGUUAACCACCUGGAGGGCACGGCUAAGGCAGUGUUUAAAAGCCUGCCACAAAGCGUGCGGGAAGGGAGCUUUAAGGGUGUAGUAGAAGCCCUAAAGCAAGCGCGAAGAAACCCCUGCGACCGUUUAAAGAAUAUAAGAGAGUGGGAACAACUCUCAAAACGGAAUGGGGAAACCGUGGUGGAUUUCUGCUGCAGGAUGGAGGAUCUCUCUAGGAGAAUCCAUCCUAGUUGCGAAUGGGAUUUCAUUCGCGGCUCCAAGCUGUAUUCAUGCUUGGAGAGUUGGCAGGACUCCUACCACAUGCUUGCUGCUUUAGACUCGCCUGAAGGGCAAGUCUACGAAGCAGUCAAGAAGGUAGCAAGGAGGCUGGAGAAGCUUCAAGAUGGAGCGGUGAGGCACCCUAGUGACUCGAAUGUUCGGGCAAAGAGGGUAAAUGCCUAUGUGAAGCCGCAAGUUGAAGCCAGAUACCCAGCGGGUCCUAGUAAACCCCUUGUUAGUGGUGCAACUAAUAAGGCCCCGGUAAAAUGUUUUACUUGUGGCGAAGUUGGCCACAUCUCUUCAAGAUGUGAUAAGAGGAAUCAAAGCACAGCUAAUCGAUUUCCACAGGGAAGGGGUAUGAGGUGCAUUCAACCUCAUAGCAGUGCUGUAGGGGGGAUCACCUUGGCCGACGAUGUUGAGGGAUGGUGCAAGACCGUCCAAGCCAAUCAUGCCAAGGUAGAUGCGAGCCCCAAGGCUAUAGGAGAACCAUGUCUCUGCGAGGUAGAAGUGUUUGGCCUAAACACAAAGGCUUUGAUAGAUACCGGUUCGGUAGUUUCGAUAGUUCCUGUGGGAUUUUUGAAACUGGCCCGUCAGCAAGGGGUGGAUUUCAACACACAGGCUAAGAGGGUCGUUGACUCUAAACAGCGCAAACUUGUUGAUGCUUCAGGAAACCUCAUGAGCUUUCUUGGGGAGCUAGUAGCUAAGAUUAGUAUACACGGGAAUGGAAGCAUUCCUGUACACUUACAUGUCCAGAAAACCGAAGAUACAACGCUACUUUUGGGGACUAAUGCCUUAUCGGAACUUGGUAUUGCGCUAACUUUUCCAACAUUAGCGAAUAAAGGAAGCACCGAUUGCCAACAGGUUCAUGCUGUAGCAAGAGUAGUUAUACCUCCGGGAUGCGUGGCCACGGUACAGAUCGAGGGAUCAUCUCAAUCAGGUCCCUGCCUGUUCUGGUCACGUCAUGACCGCAUAGAAUCGGGAGUGUGCGCAGUCGAGCAGAGCAAAUCCGAAAUAUCAGUGUUGAAUAGAGAAAGUGAACCUUGGGUUAUCCAAAAAGGGGAACAGUUAGGUACAUGGUCCCAUGAUUCAUGGAUAGAUCCUAGGAUAAGUGAAUUACCUGGCGAUAUGCUAGUAAUGAAGCAGCCUACAUUGGUAGAAGAUGCGGAAAGGAUAGGUAACCUGGUUGGUUUACUUGACGCCAAUAGAAGAGCAGGUCCUAUGCCUAUAGAGAUUAGGAAGGAGCACGAAUGGUUGUCGGAAUUGCGCCAAGAUUCCGAUUUUGCAGCCUUGAUUUCUGCAGUAGAGAGCGAGCGCGAAGAGGAGGUGAAACUCCCAAGACACGAGAAAACCCUUAGUUCUGUGGAUUUUACCAUUGAGAACGGAAAAUUACACCUGAUAAAGGAAGAUGGGAAACCCUUAUCAUCUGCAACCAAUGCCAGACACGUCAGUUGGAAAUGUCCCGGAAAACUCGCCCAUGGAAACACCGUUUUGGAAUGCUCGAUCGAGGAAAGAGUGCCGGACGUCAUCCCGAAUUCGCCUCUCAGCUGCAUCAGCAUAGGAACGCCGUACGACCUCGCCCGGAACAUUGCUGUGAUAACCCAAUCUCAUGUCCCUGAUAAUUGGCGUGUUGCUCGUUUAUUGGAUGUUUCAUACGAUAUUCUCACUCCCCAUUCUCUAGGAAUUUCAUUGUCAUAUUUUCGUAGUCAUUGCCUUCAUGCGACCCUUGCCUCAGUAGUCGACGCCAAGAAAUCUGCACAGGAUUGCCCUCCCCGAACGCGUGAUGACCCGUACAACUUGUCGUAUCUCUACGGAAAAGCCGUAGAGUUUGCGAACUGCAACCCCUGGAUGGAAAGUCGGUGGCGCCAGCUGAAGCCGCGGGAGACGCUCAUUUUGCUGCCGGAAGGAUUUGACGAAGUCCUACGAUGCCUUGAAGCCGAUUUUGUAGCAGUACACGUCAUUCGCUCCCCAGAUGAAGUCGAGCCGGAAUGGUUUGCGGAGGAAGUAUCGGCGAUAAUACUGUUUUCGCCUGCCUCGAGUUCGGAUAUCUUGCGCUGGAGAAGCGCAUGGACGCUAUUCCUACACGCAGUCGCCCAAGGUGCGGAGUUGAUUGCACUUCCGGGUCCUCAAGAUGACGAAGGGUGGGGAGCCACCGUGGAUCUUCUUCGUGACUUAAUGGAGGAAACCUGCGCACAGCGCCCGAGCCUUGCCCCAAAAAUGCGAUGUUUGCUGCCGAAGCGCUCGGAAAACGCGAUGCUGGGAGCCGCCUACAAAAUUUUGGCCGACAAAAUCAACCUUGUUACGGGAAGACACUUCACUCAGAGCGCAGCGAAAAGGUUUUGGAACGCCACAAAAACCCAAUACAGCGCAUUUUUGAAACUGCCGGACUUCAAAAGGAUACUUCACAAGUUUCUUUGUUUUGGCUGUUUAUCGAUCGAUAAGCAGCUAGCCUGGCUAAGGCAUCCUAGCGUGCCCCUAGGAUACACGCUGCGAGAGAGUAAGGAUGAGGCAGUGAGAGGGGGCGGGGUUGACCUCAUACAGUUGCGCUACGCUAUGGCUGCCAUGAGCUAA